Molecule: messenger RNA, 1992 nt
Organism: Aegilops tauschii subsp. strangulata
Lineage: Eukaryota; Viridiplantae; Streptophyta; Magnoliopsida; Poales; Poaceae
Source: RefSeq, a predicted model, not a curated record
AUGGGUUCUUCCAGGGGAAUUAGCAUGGGUUUUGAUCUUUCUUCCCUCAUUGAACCAGUUGAGGGUUUAGAUAUUCUCACUAAGCCUUUUGAGAAGGAGGAAAUGGACAAGAUUGUCAAACAUAUGCCAGUUGAUAAAGCUCCAGGUCCAGAUGGUUUUAAUGGUCUCUUCUUCAAAAGGUGCUGGCACAUAAUUUCUCAGGAUUUUUAUGAACUGGCCCAGGCUUUCUUUGAUGGCACUGCUCAUCUGGAAAAUAUCAAUGACUCAUAUAUAACUCUGGUGCCUAAGAAGCCCUCACCUGAAGAGGUGGGUGACUUCAGACCUAUCUCUUUAACAGGAAUGGGUCUUAAGUUCCUAUCUAAGAUGGCAGCCAAUAGGUUUCAAGAGGUGAUUAUGCAGUGUGUUCACAAGAACCAGUAUGGUUUCAUAAAAAGCAGAACAAUUCAGGAUUGUAUUGGGUGGACUUUUGAGUAUUUACACCAGUGUCACCAGUCCAAGAGACCUAUUGUGAUUCUAAAGUUGGAUUUUGAGAAGGCUUUUGAUUCCCUUGAGCAUGAGGCCAUGGUGCAAAUAUUGAGAUAUAAGGGCUUUAAUGAGAAGUGGAUUCUUUGGAUGAAGCAACUUUUGUCCAUAGGUACCUCAUCUGUUCUGCUUAAUGGAGUUCCCGGUAGGAAGUUCAGAUGUAAAAAGGGUGUCAGACAGGGUGAUCCAGUCUCUCCCCUCCUUUUUGUCCUAGCUGCUGAUCUCCUGCAGACUGUAAUCAAUGACAUGUUCAAAAGGGGCAUUCUUCAUCUACCUAUACCUUGUCAUGACCAGGACUACCCUGUGAUUCAGUAUGCUGAUGACACUUUAAUUAUCUUGCCUGCUGACAAGGACCAACUUAUAGCUCUGAAGGACAUGCUCAAGGUCUUCUCUGUGUACACUGGUCUUGAUGUGAACUACCACAAAUCCUUUAUUAUUCCCAUCAAUGUGGACACUGCUGUCAUGACUGAAUUAGCUGCUGCAUUUGGAUGCCAGAUUGGGAAAAUGCCUUUUACCUACCUUGGUUUGGCUGUUCCUGCUGGAAUACUAAAGCAAUUGGAGAGAAUCCAGAGACAAUGCCUCUGGAGGAAGAAUAGGGGAUAUAUGCAAGGUCAUGCAAAAAACUUUAGGGAGUGUGCUUGGGUUCAGAUUAAUGGAGGGGACACUGCCCUCAUGUGGUCAGACAACUGGCAACUUGAUGAUCAGGUGUCUAGCCUUCAAUUCAGAUUUCCCAGGCUCUAUUCCUAUGUUAAGGACCCCUGGAUCACUGUUCAAGAGUUCUUGGACUCUCAGAACAUGUUCCAGCACUUCCACCUUCCUUUGUCCAGCCAGGCUUUUGAUGACCUGACCACUCUCCAGUGUCUGUUGGGUGGCCACAAUAGAACACCUGGGUCCAAGGAUAUUUGGUUUUGGAAUGGCACUGCCAAGGGAUACUCACCAAAGUUGUUUUACUCACAUACUUUUGCAUCAGAAUCCUUCAACCCUUUGACAGCUUGGAUGUGGAAGUCCUUCUGUACAAUGAAAAUCAAAGUACUCGCUUGGAUGCUUAUUAUGGACAGGUUGAACACCAAGGACAUGGUGGACAGGAGGCAUUGGCAUUUGGAGGAUGGAGUAAAUUGUGUCCUUUGUCCUUUGCAGACUAGGGAAACAAGAGAUCAUCUGUUCUUUAAUUGCAAUUUUAGUGUCAGAGUUUGGAACUAUCUGCAAAUUGAUUGGUCAUCUGGUGACUCCAUGGCUGAUUUAGUUAUUAAUGCUAGCAGGAGUUUUAGGAAGCCCUUCUUCACUGAAGUGGUGUUUAUUGCUUGCUGGAAUAUCUGGAUUCUCAGGAACGCUAAGGUGUUCAGGCAUGAGAGAGCUGGAUUCAAUAAAUGGAGAAGUGCAUUCAUCCAUGAUAUUAGCUUAAUGCAAUAUAGAGUGAAAGCUGCCUAUAAGGAUGAUCUCCAUAGAUGGAUCUCAUUUCUGCCACCUUGA